Molecule: messenger RNA, 2160 nt
Organism: Alligator mississippiensis (American alligator)
Lineage: Eukaryota; Metazoa; Chordata; Crocodylia; Alligatoridae
Gene: POLG2
Product: DNA polymerase gamma 2, accessory subunit
Exons: 7
Coding region: 1285-2118 (277 amino acids)
Biological process (GO): mitochondrial DNA replication
Cellular component (GO): cytoplasm; mitochondrion
Source: RefSeq, a predicted model, not a curated record
AGCCACAGACAGCUCAUGUGGGGGAUGCGGGGAUGGCUCCUUGUUGCUGCGUGCACCCCCAGAGGAGGCAUGGGGGGCAUUUGUGCCUCAGAUUCAUGCGUAGGGCAAGGGCACGCUGUCUACUGCGGGCUUGGGACCAGGGGCUGCACCAGCCUCUUCUGAGAAGUAGGUCUGGGCUGAGACUGCUUGGGGUGGGCCAAGUAGCAACAGUACUGGAAGUGGGGGCUACAGGGGCCACUCCCCCUCUCCCACACAGACUUACUGGCAGGACACUGCUCUCUAGGCUGCAGGACUGAAUGUUGGCUAUCAGAUUGGUAUUGGCUGAUAUGGCUGGAUAAUAAUUGGCCAUUGGUAUUGGCCAAAACAAAUCUUUAUUGGUGCACCCAUAGUACACACUUUGGUUAGUCUAUAAAGUACAAGUUUACCCUGCCUUCUACUUGACUUAAAUAGUAGGCAACCAAGUGUCUUAGCCUCUGAUGAAGCGAACUUUAGCUUAGGAAAGCUUGUGUUAUAUCAAUAUAGCUACCCCCCCACACACACACACUACCUCCCUCCUUGAAUUCAGACUAACAUGGUUACCUAUAUUUUUGCCCAUGGGGGAAAUGCAGACUUUCUAUAUCGGUGUUUCUCAGCUUCUUAAGACUUAAAGCCCCCUUCACUAGAUUUGAGGCACCCCAUCAGAAAACUCUAGCUCUUCACUCAUUUUUUGACCAAAGAAAAACAGAGUAGUUCUGUUGCAAAGAACUCAAAAACCACAACAGUGAUUUUUAAUACUGUGGAUUCCUAUGUGAAAUCUCUGGGUUUGUCCUGUGAACCAUGUUUGCAAAUCUAACAGUGCUAACACUUUAUGGCACCCUGGUGCACUCUUGAAAUGAUUUCAUGGCACCCCAAGGUGUCAUGUACCCUGGUUGAGAAUCUGUUCUAAACAGAAGUGUUGAGAAUCUGUUCUAAACAGAAGUGUUGAGAAUCAGGAGAAAGGCUUAUUAUGCAUCUGUGACUUAGUUAAUCUCUAAGGUGCAAAUCUACCUUGAUUCUGGAAAACAAAUGUGCUGCCAUCGAGUUCUGCACAUGCUCUGCCUGUUUAGUCUUGCAAUGUCAUUACUUUUACCCUUUUCCUCCCUUGCGGUACCUGGGCUGGCUUCUGUGGAUACAUUGGAAAGCAUUACUUUUGAUUGUAAUAAUUAAGAUUCUUCUCAUAGUUCCAGGUAUGAAUGAUUUGUCUCUUGACAGGUGCGCUCGAGCAAUAUGUCAGUUGUCUAGAACUGGUAAACAAGAGGCUGCCUUAUGGGCUUGCUCAGGUUGGAGUUUGCUUUCAUUGUGAACCAGAUUCUGAGAAUCCAGAUGAGAGCAUCACAAGGCGAAAGGACAAUGUCUUCCCUUGUGUGGUUUAGCUCCGCCAGAACUAUAGGACAGUGGCUUGAUUAUUGGUUACGCCAGAGGCUCCAGUGGUGGAGAAAGUUUGCAAUAGGUCCAUCUAACUUCACCAGCAGCGACUUUCAGGAUGAAGAGGGAAGAAGAGGAGUUAACUUGUACUACGGCUUUCCUUGGGGAAAGGAAUUGAUAGAGAGGUUGCAGAAUCUGGGAGAUAAAGAAUUGCUACAAAUGUAUCCGGGGGAUAGCUCAAAAUUACAUGCCCGAGAUGGAAGGAAGACUGUUGUUCCUCAUGUGCUCUCUGUGACUGGCAAUCUGGACCAAGGAGUGUUAGCAUAUCUCUGUGAUUCCUUGCAGUUGGCUGAGAGUUCUUUAGGCAAGAAAACUUCACAAAGACAGGUGCUUAAGCUUCACCCUUGCUUAACGCCAAUCAAAGUGGCUGUGGACAUGGGAAGAGGCCCAGCAAUGGAUCUGAGACAGGUUUGUCAGGGACUAUUCACCGAAUUGAUAGAAAAUGGAAUUUCUGUGUGGCCUGGAUAUCUUGAAACCAUGCAGACAUCUUUGGAACAACUUUACACAAAGUAUGAUGAGAUGAGCAUCCUCUUCACAAUCUUGAUCACUGAUGCUACUCUGGAAAACGGAAUAGUCCAGUUGAGAAGCAGAGACACCACCAUGAAAGAAAUGAUGCACAUUUCUAAACUGAGGGACUUUUUAACCAAGUACAUUACAGCAGCUAAAAAUGCUUAAAUUAGAAUCUCUCUAAUAAAAGGGUUUGGGUUCUUCCCCGCA